CCCGGAUUUCCGGUUACGGGUGCAACGAACGGCCGCGGCGGCGACAGCUACAGCUUGAGCGGCUGCAGAGGAGGAAGAAGAGCAGGGCAAGGCGGGAGUCACAGGCGGGACCCUCGUCAUGGGUCCGCGAACCUAGAGCUACGAAAGCUACCGGCCCGGUGCCGAGCUGGCUGCUGCUCCUUCCCUUGUCCCCCAUGGCUGAGGAGUGGCUGGACUGCCCAGCCCUGGGCCCAGGCUGGAAGCGCCGUGAGGUUUUUCGCAAGUCAGGUGCCACCUGUGGACGUUCAGACACCUAUUACCAGAGCCCCACAGGAGACAGGAUCCGAAGCAAGGUUGAACUGACCCGAUACCUGGGCCCUGCAUGUGAUCUCACCCUCUUCGACUUCAAGCAAGGCAUCCUGUGCUAUCCAGCCCCCAAGGCCCAUUCUGAGGCUGUCCCUAGCAAGAAGCGGAAGAAGCCUUCAAAGCCUUCGAAGCCUUCGAAGCCUUCGAAGCCUUCAAAGCCUUCAAAGCCUUCGAAGCCAGUUAAACCUGGGAAAUGUCAGGUUGGACCCCAGAGAGUUGAGGUCAGAAAGGAGGCUCCAAGGGAUGAGACCAAGGCUGAUGCUAACACAGCCCCAGCUUCGCUUCCUGCGCCUGGGUAUUGUGAGAACUGUGGAAUCAGCUUCUCAGGGGAUGGUACUCGAAGGCAGCGGCUCAAGACAUUGUGCAAGGACUGCCGAGCUCAGAGAAUUGCUUUCAACCGGGAGCAGAGGAUGUUUAAGCGUGUGGGCUGCGGAGAGUGUUCAGCCUGCCGGGUAACUGAGGACUGCGGGGCCUGCUCCACCUGCCUUCUGCAGCUGCCCCAUGAUGUGGCCUCGGGGCUGUUUUGCAAGUGUGAGCAGAGACGAUGCCUGCGGAUUGUGGAAAAGAGCCGAGGGUGUGGAGUAUGCCGGGGCUGUCAAACCCGAGAGGACUGUGGCCAUUGCCGAGUCUGCCUUCGCCCUCCCCGCCCUGGUCUCAGGCGCCAGUGGAGGUGCGUCCAGCGGCGCUGCCUACGACAUCUUGCCCACCGCCUGCGUCGCCACCAUCAGCGAUGUCAACGACGCCCUCCCCUAGCUGUGGCUCCCCCUGCUGGUAAGAAACGUAGCCGUCGCAGGGGAGGCUGCGACUCCAAGAUGACUGCCCGGCGGCGCCCCCGAACCCAGCCACUGCCUCCGCUUCCCCCAUCUCAGCCUCCAGAGUCCCCAGAGCUGCGCCCCAGAGCCCUGGGCCCCUCGCCACCUGCCGAGUUCAUCUAUUACUGUGUAGACGAGGACGAGCUACAGCCUUACACAAACCGCCGGCAGAACCGAAAGUGUGGGGCCUGUGCAGCCUGCCUGCGGCGGAUGGACUGUGGCCACUGUGACUUCUGCUGUGACAAGCCCAAAUUUGGUGGCAGCAACCAGAAACGCCAGAAGUGUCGUUGGCGCCAGUGCCUGCAGUUUGCCAUGAAGCGCCUGCUGCCAAGUGUCUGGGCAGAGUCCGAGGAUGGGGCAGGUUCACCCCCACCUUACCCUCGUCGAAAGAGGCCUGGAUCUACUCGACGGCCCCAUCUGGGCCAUACCCUGAAGCAUCCCUUGGGUACUCCCAUAGCCCGACGAGAACAUGCCCAAACUCCAAUGAAGCAGGAGGCAGGCAGUGGUUUUGUGUUGCCCCCACCUGGCACUGACCUUGUGUUCUUACGAGAGGGUGCAACUAGUCCUGUACAGGUGCCUGGCCCUACUCCAGCUUCUACACAACCCCGCUUGCAGGUGAGGGCUCCACCUUAUCCUGCCCUUCCCAGCCCUGUCCAGCCUUGUUCCAGGAAGCUGGGACCAAGUCUGCUGCCAUCCUCCUUCACACAGGAGGCCCAGAGCCCUGGCCUGAGUUGGGUUGUGGCCUUACCCCAGGUGAAGCAAGAGAAGGCGGAUGCCCACGAAGACUGGACACCGGGUACAGCCAUCCUGACUCCUGUAUUGCUGCCUGGCUGCCCCAGCAAGGCAGUAGACCAAGGCCUGCCACGUGUGAAGCAAGAGCCACCUGACCCUGAGGAGGACAAGGAGAAGAGCAAGGAUGACUCAGCCUCUGAUUCAGCCCCAGAGGAGGCAGGAGGGGCUGGCACGCCAGUGAUCACGGAGAUUUUCAGCCUGGGUGGAACCCGCCUCCGGGAUACAGCAGUCUGGUUACCAAGGUCCAAGGGCCUUAAAAAACCUGGAACUAGAAAGCAGUAGACUGGAGGCUUCCGCAGACUGUAGGAUUCAAGGUGACAUUUACAGACCGGCUUUAUGAGAGACAACACUGAUCCAUCUACUCAGAGGCUGGACCAUAGAACGAUUGCCAGGGCUUGUGUAGAAGUCAGUAGGAACUGGAAAAACCCACCACCAAACCAGAGGAGCAGGCCUGUUCAGUCCUUUGAGCUUAUAGAGGAAGCAAGCAAGAAAGGAGGAGAGAGUAGAAAGUUGGUUGGUGUAUCUGCUCCAAUUGGUGCAAAUCCCAGAAGCCCGAGAGUGAUAAGUUUGGAUAUUAGGGGUGGAGGAGCUGGGGUUGGGGUCGGGGGAUAGAAUUAGAGCCACCGUAAAACAACCUAAACAAGCCAUCUUCGUAAAUAAUAUUAAGUGGCUUCUGGGUGAGACCUGGCAGUGUCUCUAAAUAUUUCCUCAGGGAAACAGCAUUUGAAAAUGUAAUGUGAAUAAAUAAGGAAAGGAACUGCAAUUUGGUGAGUUCUUCCUUAUGGACCCAGUUUAUUUCUCAGAACGGUCUUUUUAGGAAGACAAUGAUUUUGCCCAUUUUUGCAGAUGGAAAAACAGACUCAGAAAUUAAAUAACUUGUCCAAUGUCAGACAGUUAGUAUUGAUAGAGCCUAGAAUCAAACCAGGUUGUAAAAUCCCUGUUCUUUAAACCACUAACCUGUAAACUGUAAUCCCAAGUUCAAUGAUGUAAUAGUAUAGUAACAGAAGUUUCCAGCGACUCUGAAAACAAGGAUGAAUUUGAGCAUUAUAACAAAUCCCUUACACUGCUGUCUGGCGUGGUUUAGGGAGUGCGGAGGCUGUGUGGAUGUGGUCACCUUGUCAGAGCACCUGUGCACACAGGGACUGCGUUCUUUCCAGGCCUCUGGUGUUGCGUAGGGUUCCUCAAACCCUGAAGAGCACCCUUCCCCACUGGUUGCUGCCCAUUUGGUUUGUUUCCUUUACUCCUGCUCCUCAGCCAAAGUAGUCUUUUGAAGUAAAGCUCCAGCCUGGCUCA
This is a messenger RNA of Artibeus jamaicensis (Jamaican fruit-eating bat), 3242 nucleotides long. It is a transcript of the gene MBD1, whose product is annotated as methyl-CpG binding domain protein 1. Gene Ontology annotation, molecular function: DNA binding; zinc ion binding. The record is from RefSeq and is a predicted model, not a curated record. Lineage: Eukaryota; Metazoa; Chordata; Mammalia; Chiroptera; Phyllostomidae. The coding region runs from base 195 to 2231 and encodes 678 amino acids. The transcript has 16 exons.